AUGGGUCACAAUCAGACAUCCUGCAGCCAGGCCGACGUUCUAGUCAUCCCGCCGGAUGGCCUCUGUGGCUGGCAUUGCCUAGUCGCCAGUCGGGACGUUCAAGGUUUCCUGGCAGUGGAGCGGACUUCCCUUGGCUACGCCAAAGCCGCGGACCGACUGCGGCUAGAGACACAUCAAGCACGCACGCUCUGCAAAGAGACCUGUGACCUUGCGCUCAAGCGCAGCCCGCACCAGCAGGAGGCUAUAGAACGAGUUCGAUGCCAAGAGUUCUUUGCCAUGGAGGACCUUGCUUGGAUAGCGGAUGCUUUGCAGAUUUCCGUUCGGGCUUCGUGCGAUCCAGAGGCCUUGCAAAAGAUCUCCAGGGUCGGCGCAGAGAACCCCCCGCGCGAAGGAAUUUACGGACGUGGUCAGCUCGUGGCUCACCUGAGAUUUUCCUUCACCACUACGAGCGGGCAUUGGAAUUUAGUUAAGGAACCCCUGCAGAACAAUGCUAUGGCUGGGAAUGUGACCCAGAGGCAGCGUGGCUAA
Messenger RNA from Symbiodinium sp. CCMP2592, 528 nucleotides. The record is from the annotation of a GenBank genome assembly. Lineage: Eukaryota; Dinophyceae; Suessiales; Symbiodiniaceae.